GGGACCGGAGCCGGAGUGGUUCCGAGAACCGGGCGGAGGUGGGACUGGGAACAGGGCCGAAGCGGGACCGGGAACCGGGCGGAAACUGGGGCAGGAACCGGGCGGAAGCGGGGCAUGAACGGGGACAGGAACCGGGCGGAAGAGGGGCACGAUCCGGGACAGGAACGCGGGCAGGAACCGGGCGGAAGCGGGGCACGAUCCGGGACAGGAACCGGGCGGAAGCGGGGCACGAUCCGGGACAGGAACCGGGCGGAAGCGGGACAGGAACGCGGGCAGGAACCGGGCGGAAGCGGGGCACGAUCCGGGACAGGAACCGGGCGGAAGCGGGAGCAGGAACCGGGACAGGAACCGGGCGGAAGCGGGAGCAGGAACCGGGACAGGAACCGGGCGGAAGCGGGAGCAGGAACCGGGACAGGAACCGGCGCAGCGGCGCCUCGGGACGGAGCGGGACCCAUGGAGGAUCCCGGCCCCGAGCCUGACCCCGGCCCCGGCCCCGGCCCGGCCGCCGAGAGCCCGGCGGAGCGGAGCGCCUCGGGGCUGGAAGGGGACACUCACCGCGGUGCCUACACCGCCUUCAUGAAAUCCCAUCGCUGCUACGACCUGAUCCCCACCAGCUCCAAACUGGUCGUCUUCGACACAUCCCUGCAGGUGAAGAAGGCGUUCUUUGCGCUGGUCACCAACGGUGUCCGGGCAGCCCCGCUCUGGGACAGCAAAAAGCAAAGUUUUGUAGGGAUGCUGACCAUCACCGACUUCAUCAACAUCCUGCACCGCUACUACAAAUCCCCCAUGGUGCAGAUCUAUGAGCUGGAGGAACAUAAAAUAGAGACAUGGAGAGAGGUUUAUCUGCAAGACUCCUUCAAGCCACUGGUCUGCAUUUCCCCCAAUGCCAGCCUGUUUGACGCCGUCUCCUCCCUGAUCCGGAACAAGAUCCAUCGCCUGCCUGUCAUCGACCCCGACUCGGGGAACACGCUCUACAUCCUCACCCACAAACGCAUCCUCAAGUUCCUCAAGCUCUUUAUCGCAGAGGUGCCCAAGCCUGAGUUCAUGGCGCGGACGUUGGAGGAGCUGCGGAUCGGCACCUACAGCAACAUCGCCGUGGUUGGCACCAGCACCCCCAUCUACGUGGCCCUGGGCAUCUUCGUGCAGCACCGCGUCUCCGCGCUGCCCGUGGUCGAUGACUCGGGGCGCGUGGUGGACAUCUACUCUAAAUUCGACGUUAUUAACCUGGCAGCUGAAAAGACCUACAACAACCUGGACGUGACGGUGACGCGGGCGCUGCAGCACCGCUCCCACUAUUUCGAGGGCGUCCUCAAGUGUUACAAGCACGAGACGCUGGAAACCAUCAUCAACCGCCUGGUCGAGGCCGAGGUCCACCGGCUGGUGGUGGUGGAUGAGAGUGAUGUGGUUAAAGGGAUCGUCUCCCUCUCGGACAUCCUGCAAGCCCUGGUCCUCCCACAGGGCCCCUGAGGCAGUGAGGGAGGGGGGUUCAGUCCUCCCAAGCCCCCCCAACUCUCUUCUGUAACACUGUGCCCCCCCCGGGCUGCUGGGGACACCCAGGGAAUGCCCCCGCUCACCAGCAGCAUCCAGCAAUAACCCCCAGCCCUGGGGCAGCCCCUGCUGCCCUUCCCUGGGUGGGGGGAGCCUGCAGACCCCCCCCCAUGCCGUGCCCAGCACCCCAAAGCCGUGAGGGUGAUUGGGGGCAGCCCUCGAACCCCGUGGGGUGCCAGGCCAGGGUCACCCAUAGCCAUGCCAGGGCUGUUCCCGUGUGGCCUCUCGUCCCUGUCACCCUGCACCCUCUCCCUGGGUUUGGUGAAACCCACUCAGCUCCACCCGGCCUGGGGACCCCCCCACGCCCCCGGGGGUUUCCCCCCAGGUUCCCCCGGCUGUGCCCACACCCGCCACUGCUUCGUGUGCGAGGAGAAACCACGAAUAAACACAGACCUGGCACCA
Molecule: messenger RNA, 1950 nt
Organism: Lonchura striata (white-rumped munia)
Lineage: Eukaryota; Metazoa; Chordata; Aves; Passeriformes; Estrildidae
Gene: PRKAG1
Product: protein kinase AMP-activated non-catalytic subunit gamma 1
Biological process (GO): protein phosphorylation; regulation of catalytic activity
Cellular component (GO): nucleus; cytoplasm; nucleotide-activated protein kinase complex
Molecular function (GO): protein kinase binding; protein kinase regulator activity; AMP binding
Source: RefSeq, a predicted model, not a curated record